Molecule: messenger RNA, 845 nt
Organism: Archocentrus centrarchus (flier cichlid)
Lineage: Eukaryota; Metazoa; Chordata; Actinopteri; Cichliformes; Cichlidae
Product: pro-opiomelanocortin-like
Exons: 3
Coding region: 93-728 (211 amino acids)
Biological process (GO): neuropeptide signaling pathway
Cellular component (GO): extracellular region
Molecular function (GO): neuropeptide hormone activity
Source: RefSeq, a predicted model, not a curated record
GAGAGAGAGAGACGGCAAAACCUCCAUCCACCGGCCGAGUGACGAGAACACACCAGCAAUAAGAGGAAGAAGAAGAAGAAGAAGAGCGGAGCAUGUGUCCUGUGUGGCUUUUGGUGGCAGUUGUAGUAGUGGGCGGGGCCAGAGAAGCAGUCAGUCAAUGCUGGGAGCAUCCGAGCUGCCAGGAGCUCAACUCUGAGAGCAACAUGAUGGAGUGCAUCCAGCUCUGUCACUCUGACCUCACCGCUGAGACCCCCGUUAUCCCCGGCAACGCCCACCUGCAGCCCCCCAUCCCAUCAGACUCCUCCUCCUCACCUUCUCCUCAGGCCAAGCGCUCCUACUCCAUGGAGCAUUUCCGCUGGGGGAAGCCCGUCGGCCGAAAACGUCGCCCCAUUAAAGUGUACACCUCCAAUGAUGUGGCGGAGGAGUCUGCUGAGGUUUUCCCUGAAGAGAUGAGGAGACGAGGGCUGACCAAUGAGCUGCUGGCAGCAGCAGACGAAGGAGAGAAGGCUCAAGAGAUGAUCGAGGAGGCGGAGUUGGAGCAGCAGCUCCUGAACGGCCUGCAGGAGAAGAAAGACGGCUCGUACAAGAUGAAGCACUUCCGCUGGAGCAGCCCGCCAACCAGCAAGCGCUACGGCGGCUUCAUGAAGAGCUGGGACGAACGCAGCCAGAGGCCACUGAUGACACUCUUCAAGAAUGUCAUCAACAAAGAUGGACAGCAGCAGAAGUGAGACCAGAGAGACAGAGGACGAGGCAGUGGAGAGAGGAGGGAAAGGAGGAGAGAACUUUUUACCACGGCAAUCAGGCAGCAAAGAGUUCCCAUUAACAGAGCGACCAAUAAAACCUCU